Macrosteles quadrilineatus (aster leafhopper) is the source of this 5837-nucleotide messenger RNA. Its product is annotated as zinc finger protein PLAGL1-like. The transcript has 3 exons. NCBI's taxonomy places the organism in Eukaryota, Metazoa, Arthropoda, Insecta, Hemiptera, Cicadellidae. The record is from RefSeq and is a predicted model, not a curated record. Bases 89 to 1633 code for a protein of 514 amino acids. Gene Ontology annotation, cellular component: nucleus.
CGUGGAUUGAGUUUUCUAACAAACUGUGGGCUCUGCUGUUUGUUGUGCGGUCAACUGGUGAUUGUUGAACCAGGAAUAUGCCUUCGACAUGGGAUCCAAACCUCCAUCUGACCAGUCUCCAGGGGUGGGCCCCCAGUUGCGAUCGCACGGCCCGGUGGUUCAGCAGUGCUCGGUUUGCAGGCAUUCCCUCGAAGCAUGUCUAUGUGCCACUCCAUCCACGUCCGCAGGCCCACCUGCGCGACGCACGAGACCAAGAAAGCGACCGCCGCAGUCAGAGCGGGAGGAGGCUCCCCCCACGGCGCGCAGACAGCUGUUCUCAGAGAGUAGAGCACGCCACUCCUGCCCUCACUGCCCCAAGAGCUUCGGCAGUCCCGGCAAGCUGAGUCAACACCUUUACUCUCACACAGGAGAACGACCGUUUGUGUGUCAGCAUUGCAGCAAGGCCUUCUCAUCUCGCUUCAAACUGGUCCGCCACGCUCUCAUACACUCGGACACUCGACAGUAUCGGUGUAAUACCUGCGGACGGACUUUUCACCGAAAAGAUCACUUGAAAAAUCAUUCUAAGGUUCACAGUCCUCUGAAACAGCGGUUCAAAUGCGAUCGAGAAGGUUGUGGAAAAGAGUACAGUUCUCCGAUUAGUUUUCGAAAGCACGUAGCCGUCCACGCGGCGGAAGACGGUAAUCUCGAGUGUACGAUUUGUAAUAAAGUAUGUGCGACAAAAGAAGAAAUAGUUUUGCAUUUAAAAAUCCACGCCGGUUCUCGGACCGUUAAAACACAAGCGGAUCGAAAAUACAGAUGUGAGUAUUGCGAGAGAAGCUUCUUCACCGGAAAGGAUGUGAGGCGCCAUCUGGUCGUUCAUACCGGUAGGAGGGAUUUUUUAUGCCAGUUUUGUCCUCAACGUUUCGGAAGAAAAGACCAUCUCGUCAGACAUAUAAAAAAGAGCCACAACCAUGGAGGGAAGAAAGGAAAGAAAAAGGCAGAUCAGAAAACAAAGUCCGUCACCGCUAUAUUGGAAGAAGCUUCUACUAGCAGACUAGAAGACGAGGAACUCCCACUGCUAGACGUUAAAAGUGAAAGUAGAUCUUCUCUCGGAAUGUUCGACGACGAGGAAGAUGACGAAACAAAUUUACCUGCCAGUAGUGAAAUAUUUAAAGCGGACUCUGAAACGUUGAGACAGAUCGGUCAACCAGAAGAAUUACUGUCGGAAACAAGCGGAAGCAUGAUGUCCGAUACAAUUUACCAAAGCCCACCUCCCCCAUACCCUCAUCACAUGUCCAGCCUCGAUCCAGGUAUGAGUUAUGAAGAGAUUCCGAGGGGCUCGUCGUCAGAAGUGAUUGAUAUUAAAGCCGAGGAGUUUAUCACUCUUCUGCCUCAUCAGUUCCCUCCCAACCUCCUGCUGACCACUGCGGACGAGUCAGACCCCCUCCCCUUGUCAAUCAUGUCUGGCAGUCACUUCAUGGAGGUGGAGGAAGAACAGUCGUUGAGCAGACAGAUCCUGCAGAUGUCUGGUCCUAGUCAGGGCUCCUCCUCUGAUGCUGACUUGGUCAUACCAGGCUUCUUGUCUCCCAGAGAUACUCCUAGUAGCUCUACUCCGCUGCCGGGCUUCAACCAAGCUUUCCAACAAAAUCCGUAACAUUUACAUUGGUUUGAUACUUAUACCUAUGACUAUGAUACAACUAGACAUCCCAUUCCCGGUUAAGUUACUGUCAGCAUUAGAAUGAAUAUGGACUUAACUUAAUUAAGCCAUCAACAAAGAAGGAGUCAAACUGAUUGAAUCACUUAUUGUAACCCAUAGUAUAUUUUGUGUAAUUUCAACUGUCUCAGUAACAAAACUAAGGGAUAAAAUAAAGUUUUAGACUGUAGCGCACUGCAUGACUGGCUUAUCCAACCAAGUUCUUUAUGAAUAAAAUUUGGCCACAGCUGGUUCAUAUAGAUGGGAUGUCUAAUUCAGUAUUUUAAGUCAACGCCUAACUACUUUUCAGUUGAGGCUGUAUUCGAUGAAUUAUUUUCUAACUCUUGAGUUCUUCAUAAAUUCUGUUUGUGUACGUUAGGACAUUUUUUCUAAGCCCUUCUGGGCCUAGACAAUAAAAUCAGUACACACUUCUUCUUUUCAGUCUUCAACUACAAACUAGACGACUUGUUAUUUUAUGAGUUUUAAAAUCUCAACCCGGUCCAAUAUUUUAGCUGUGAUAAGUGAUUAAACCACCCCAUGAAAAUACUACCUCCAUUUCUACAACUUUACAAGUGACAAUUUUAUAUCAAUAACCUGCCAACCUGAGAUCUUAUACCACAUAAACUAUGAAACAUUAAGGGUGUGCCUUACAAUAUAUUCCCACAUAGGCCUACUAGAGAAUUUUAAAGCGCUGGAAAUUGUUUAACUAAGGUGAUUUAUAUUACCUGUUGAAAUAAAAUUGACAUAUUACAUCACUUAAGAAUUCUACAUACAUAGCUACUUUCAAAAAUGAUUAGUGUGAACAAAUGUUGCAACCAGUUUUUGAUAAUAUAAAUCUAAAGUCUUUAAUCUUUUAGAAAUUUAAGAGUGGUUGUAGUUUUUACAUAAUGUAAUUAUUGUAAAACAUUUUGUUUUCAAAUACUUACUAACUUUGUGCAAGAAUUUUCAUUUUUUAAAUUCAUUUAGUAAAACUAAAGUAUAAAGAUAUAAAAACUGUUGUUGUGUAUAAUUUGUGUUAUGUUUUGUGUUAAGUUACCAGAAAAGUGUUAUCAUCAUGACUUGUUAAUUUUUAUAGAGAAGUAGAGGUAUUUGGAGCCUGAUAAAUACAGAACUUCAUUUAAAGUAAAAAAUUAUCAUUACAUAGCUACCAAUUGGUGAAGUUUAAUGAUAGUUUACCAAGAUUUGUGUUAUAUCCCUCCAUAGAUUGAUUUUAACAUAUAGUUUGUCUUGAUUCUCGAUUUAAAAAAAUCCACAAAUAGAAUCAUGAACUCUCAUUUAUUUCUUUUAUCUGUCUUACACCAAAGUGGUAGUUUGAUUGCUAUAUGUUAUAUUGAAUUACACUGUGUUCUAUUUGUUAGUAUUAUUUUACUAAUUUAAAUGUAUUAAGUUACAUUUGUUUGUAAAUUAAUCUUAAGUAUGCAAUAUUAUGUUUCAAACUGUUAAAUUACUCCAUAACUGUAAUUCUAAUUGAAACUCUGGAUCUGGUUAACUUACCUCUAAAGUUUCUGGUUGGAUGGACGUCAGUUACCGACACAUUCCCGGCUUAGCCGCCAUGACACCUUCUGCAGAUCCGCAAAUUUAGAUUCCAUUGUAGCGUAGGACUUUCCAUUAGGUUAUUUAGUUGUAAACGUAUUUUACAGUACAUCUACCUCAUAUAUUUAAGACUUAAGUCGGAUGCAAGGUUUUUGUUUCGAGCGUGUUAUUUAUUUUGGAUAAGGUUGAUGUUCCUACGACGUCGGCCAAGGGCCUUUGUUACUAUCGGAGGAGGAGAAACGACGAUCGAAUCCGUACCAAAUCAGUUCUCGGUUCUCUUCUCGCCUCGACUCUUGUUUGUAGCAGGAAAUCAAAAUUGUGCCGCUGUUGAUGAAGUCGUACACGCAAUCUUGUGUAGUCUUUCCUUACCGUUAAUUCCAUGUAUUGUUAUUUGUAACUGUUUGUUACCUUUACGUUUUCAAAGGUUUAACCAAGCUUUAUCAUGUUGUAUUUAUAAUUAAUUACUAAUAUUCGCUUUUAUAUAAAUGUUAUAUGUAUUUUUAAAAUGUUACCUUUUCUAUGAAAUAUUCGUUCUAAACUACUUAAGACAGAUUUACUAGAAUGUUUACAAUGUUUCAAUAGUAUUACAUUAUUCACCAAGUGCCUCGUUGACGGUGCUUCUGCUCUGCCCUCAUCAACAGCCUCGUUAUCUUUAACGAUAUAAGAUGGUGUAUAUUUAUAUGUUGUACGCCUAAAUCAUUAUUUAGGUUUAAUAUUAGUCAGUAAGAUCACGGUUUGUGGUGUUUUUGUUGGUCAUUUUGUAAUUUUAGUUAUACUGUUUUGUGCGCAUUAUAUUUAAGAGUUUGGUUGACCUUUUUUUGGAGGAGCAAAUUAAGGAUCAUGAUCAGAUUUGUAAAAACGAGUCUCUUUAAAUCCAGUUUUAUAUUAAUUCCUUUUUAAGGAUCCUGAAUUGAUACAGCUCUUAACCCUUAUAUAUUUACAAUUUUUAUUUGAUCCAGGAUAUUGCAUUGAGUCAGCUUUAGGUGAAUAUUUUAGCAAUCAAUAAGCGAUGCAAUAUUUUCAGAAUAUAAUUCCAACGGUUCUCAUAAAUAUGUUUGACAACAGAUGCACCACGGCCGAUUCAGAUCUGUGAUACAAUAGGUUAAGAACAGUUAAUAAUUGAGUUUUUAUAUCUUUACAGAAAAAUUGCAGAUAUUUUUUAUGUUAUUUGUUCAAAGAACCCUACCAAUAGAAGAAAACAUUUUGUAUAUAAUACUAGAACGACUUAGUUACCACCUUGUAAGUUUUAACUCGUGAUUAUUUUGUUACAAGGGCAAUGUGGAUUCCACUUCAAGCCUCUAGCUACUCUUCACAUAAUAAUAUGUUACAAAAGCAACUGGUUACAUUUUUUACACUUUCUUAUUAUCAAUAAAAAUAUUGAAAGUAGAGACAUCAAUUAAAUCUUUUAUCAUCUAAUUAAUGCUAGUUUUUUUUUUUUGCAAAACUAAUCAAUAAAAGUAAGUUUUUAUUUCCGAAACCAAUAUAAAAAAAGCAAUUCCAAUUAAGUUCAUAAAAAUUGCAAAAGUGUUGUCAGAAGUUGGAAUCCACAUUACCCUUAUUCGAGCAGUGCCUUACAUGAAGUCUGUUUCACCAUUCUGUACCUGAUGACUUGUUAAAUACAUAUUGUAAAAUACAAAAUAUAUAAAUACUUAAGUGUAGCCAUAAGGUAGAUUAGUUAAGGUAGUGUUAAGAGGCUGAAAAGCUUUCAGGUCGUCCCACACAUAACCACUGUUUCCUCUGUAAGAGAGUGUCCAUUUAUCCAACUGCACUAUUAACUCGUUUAUUAUUAUUUGUAAAAUUUAUUGGUCUUUGAAUAGACAAACCUCUAUAGGUUUAUGGUGAAUCACUGAAUAACUAUGGUUAAGAUAGUUACCAGCCAUUAACUAUUUUAAGUUCAAUAUCCAUUUUUCCCUUUUUGAAUGAGUUUUGUGAAAUGCUGCAUUAUCCUAGGUGAAAAAGUUUAAUUAUAAUUUCAGGUUUUCUCGAUAAUCAUUAGUUUGGGUUCUGAUGUUCCUUAAAUAGCCAAAGGAUAUUUAUAUUAUUCAUUUAUUUAAAUGUACACUUAAAAAAUUGGAGUUGUUCUAUUUUGUCAUAUAAAAAAGCAGAUACCUUUGUUUUCUUUGUUGUAGUGUGAAAUUAAGUUACUUAGGGGGCUUACACACGAUGAUUUUUGAAGGUGUAGAAUUGACAAAUAAUACCAGCAGCCAUCAACUUAUUUUGUCCAAUGCCUAAGGAUAGAAUUUCUUGUAUCAGUACUCCUAUGAUAAUAUUUCUGUAAUGGAUUGUAUGUAAGGCCUAUAAAUGAAGUUGCCUAAGACGGGAGUAUGAUGUCACCAGCAGAACCCUGAACAGAGCUGCUUUUAUUGUAAACAUCUGCCACCUGUCAGAAUUUUGUUUGUUUUUGCGUAAGUUUGUGGGAUGGAGUAAUUAGCUUUUCUCGAGUGUAAUUUUAAUUUUAGGUCAACCAGAGUGAUUUAAAUGCCUGGUGAGCGGUUUGCUGUAAUCUCUUAAAAAUGUAUAUAACCAGAAAAUACUUGUAAAGCAGGAGAUAUAAACUAACACGACACCAUUAUAUCUAAUAUAUAAAAUUCUCGUGUCACAGUGUUUGUCUGCAAACUCCUCCGGAACGACU